AUGACAAGGCCGUCAGAGAUCAACCAACAUCCUGUAACGGAUACCGAGAAUGUCGAAGAAAAGAAGGAGGAUCAAUUUGAUAUUAUCGAGGCGGAAAACCGAUCUGCGAGCCAGGCUGUAGUAAUUGACCCGGAAGACGAUGAUGACCCAGCGAAACCGACUUUACCAUUUUCCAAAGCGAGAUGCAUUGCUCUUGUGGCAACGGUCACGGGCGCCAGCUUCUUGAAUACACUAUCAAUCCAGUCUGUCAUCAUUAUUCUGCCAACGAUCGGCCAGGAGAUAGGAAUUCCCGACAGUAGACAGCAAUGGGUAGUGUCUUCUUACUCCCUUACUUUUGGCUGCUUCCUACUUCUAUGGGGUCGCAUCGCAGAUAUUUAUGGGAAGCGAAAUAUUUUCAUCUUGGGAAGUGCCUUCAUGGCAGCGACGAUGAUAGCCAACCCAUUUAUCCCAAAUGAAAUAGGCUUCAACAUAUUCCGUGGCCUACAAGGACUUGGUGCUGCCGCCAAUGUACCAACAGCUAUUGGAAUCCUUGGUGUUACAUUCCCGCCGGGCAAAGCAAAGAACUAUGCUUUCAGCGCGUACGCUGCUGGCGCGCCUCUUGGCUCCGCAUUCGGUAAUAUAAUUAGCGGCUUCAUUGCUUCCUUUGCUAAUUGGAAAUGGGUGUUCGGGGCUACUGGUGGAAUCGCGCUUGUUAUCACCUUCGCAGCUUUAUUCUUCAUACCACCACCACCACCAGAUCCAACGAAUGGGCCAAACAAUAUCUCGUCGCCAAAAUCCAUCGACUGGAUCGGUGGCGCUCUUAUUACUGCCUCGAUAUUAUCUCUGUUGUUUGCUUUGACGGAAGGCAAUGUAGUAGGAUGGGGUACGGUUUGGAUCUACCUGUUGAUCGUGAUCUCCAUGCUGCUUCUUGCAAUCUUUGUCGCGUGGCAAUGGUAUCAGGAGAAGUAUACGACAAGUAAGCCGCUUAUGAAGGUCUCCCUCUUUAAAGACCCCCGCUUUAGCGCCGCUAUGGUCAUCAUGGCUAUGAUAUUCGGCGCUUUCAACGAUAUGGUUGUUUCUGCUACAUUCCUCUUUCAGGAUUACCAGGCACUCGGGGCAUUGCAGACCACCCUUCGAUUUAUACCUACGGGCGUCGGUGGGACGAUCACUGCGUUCGUGGUGAGCCAUCUCAUCUCACGCAUACCUACCUGGAUAUUGCUUUUAUUUGGCAACCUGAGUGUAUCGGUGGCAUGCCUUUUAUUCUCUGUACCGAUCCCUCCACAUACGUCCUACUUCGCUUAUGCGCUACCGGCAUUCAUCCUUUCGGUAUUCGGUACUGAUACUGGUUGGCCGUGCCUAACCCUCUUUACCUCCAAGACCCUGCCCCAGGAAGACCAGGCGAUAGGAGGUGCACUCGUUAACGCGAUGGGGCAGAUUGGAAGAGCGAUCGGGUUAGCAAUCACUACAGCAAUUCAAACAGCAGUGAUGGCAAGGGACAGGGGUGUGCCGGUAGAGGAGUCGGGUAAGAUAUUGCCUUGGGAACCAGCAUCGUUAGCUGGAUUAAGAGCAGGUAUGUGGUUUAAUUUCGCACUUGCGUUAUGCUGCUCGGGCAUCGUGACUGUGUAUUUUCGUGGAACUGGUAUUGUUGGCAAGAUUGAGACUAAGCAGCGAUCCGGGAGAGUCCUUGGUCAGGAGGGUACGACGAAAGAAGAUGCUGCUCGUAGAUAG
Molecule: messenger RNA, 1707 nt
Organism: Annulohypoxylon maeteangense
Lineage: Eukaryota; Fungi; Ascomycota; Sordariomycetes; Xylariales; Hypoxylaceae
Product: drug resistance protein
Exons: 4
Coding region: 1-1707 (568 amino acids)
Biological process (GO): transmembrane transport
Cellular component (GO): membrane
Molecular function (GO): transmembrane transporter activity
Source: RefSeq, a predicted model, not a curated record